Molecule: messenger RNA, 7296 nt
Organism: Hemibagrus wyckioides
Lineage: Eukaryota; Metazoa; Chordata; Actinopteri; Siluriformes; Bagridae
Gene: focad
Product: focadhesin
Exons: 44
Coding region: 163-5553 (1796 amino acids)
Biological process (GO): regulation of post-transcriptional gene silencing
Source: RefSeq, a predicted model, not a curated record
AGUAGUAGUAUUAGUUUACAAAUCGCUUUUUGGCUGUACGUCUGACCCUUCUCGCUCACCGUAGUGUGAGUGUGACGCGUGGUACUGAGUUGAAAAACUGCUGAAAGUUGAAGCAGGCUAGCAGACAGCACCGGCAGUGCGGACCGGCUACAAUGAUUCAAGAUGACGAGUGAAACUUUAAAGAAGAGAUUUGAGUUUCCCAGCUCCUUCAUUCAGUCCCAGGCUGUGAGGAGUCUGGUUACUGCUGUACUGAAGGAGAAGGGCCAAAAGGACAAGAUCUCAGAGUCCAAUGCACAGAGCCCGGCUCUUGCGGCUCUGUGGGAGCAGUGCAGCAGUGAGAGUGUGGUGGUGCGCUCGGCUUGCUGUGACGCCCUGGUGCUGCUGGUGGAGCAGGGUCAUGCUGACCUGCACUACGUCCUCAACAGCAUCCUCAACCUCCUGCCCUCAGCACGAAAUGUUCAGGGGUUGAUAAAGGUGGUCGGGAGGCUGCUACAGAUCCAAGCGAGUCAGAGGGACAAAAGCACAUCCUUUUCUUGUCCGUACUCAAUCAGGAGUUGCCCUCACCCGUACAUCACAGUGCUGGAGAAUAGGCCUGAUUGCUGGGCUGCUCUUCUGCAGGAGAUUGAUGACUUCAUUCAGCUGGCUGCUGACAAUGACGAACCGCUGUUUAUCUCCAUGUUGGCUCCCUUCCUGCGUUACCUUUACUGCGAGCCGCAGAGACUGUCAGAGAACGCGCUGCUCAGACAUGGACUGCUCCGAGUACUGCUGCAGCACCGAGAGGUCACUCAGGGUCACGGAUCAGACUGUGGACGCGUCACUCACCAGAUCCUACACUGCCUUUUCAAUUUGUUCCCUCACAUACUGGUGGACAGCAUUACAGCUGUGGUGGAGAUCAGUUCCAUGGCCGAGUCCCUAAGCUCUGCUCUGCUGGCCGAGCCGGAGCGCUGGAGGACAGAGUUAGCACAGCUUGCACUACAGCUCAUGUGUGUCUGUCACCUUAGCCAUCAGCUGGGAGGAGAACUGAGGUCUUUACUCCACACCUUGCACUGUCUCCUGCCUGUCUGUAAAGAGGAUCUCCCGUCUGAGCAAGUGAUCAUGGGGAUCUCACUGCUCCUCCUCAGAGCCUCGGCCUCGCAGCAGACUGCCCUCCUGGAGCUCGCUGUAAAGCUUGUUCCACCUGAAGAGAGACCUACAUGGGGCGCCUCGUUGCUGGUGAUGCCACUGCUGCAGGUCCUUUCCUGCGCCACUCUCAUGGAGGCACUGACCGACCCUCAGACACAGGCAAGGAAUCAAGGCCUGGCCACUUCACUGCUGCAGACCAUUGAGAGAGGGACAAACAGUCCGGUUCAGAACAGCACACAGCUGAUUCUUCCUCUCAGCACAUGGUACAGCGAGUUGCAAGUGGCCACCAGUGUGUUACGUCAAGUCUCUGCAGACCCCGCAUCCACCACAGACUGGCUCUACUCCGUUCAAUCCACUCUUCCUCUGUGUGAACGUGUCCCUGAUGCACUUCCUCUCCUGGUUACCCACCUGAUCCUCAGCAGCGAGGGGGAUCUCUGCAAGCUGGCACUGGACACUGCAGCAGGCAUCGCAGCAGCUGAUCCCGCUCAGGUCCCGUGUCUGCUGCCAGUGUUGAUGUAUAAGCUGGGCCGAGUCUCUGACCCGACUCUGUCUCAUGCUGUACUCUCCACCUUACCCAAGCUGGGCACACACACGUUCUGUAUACCGCAGGUCCUGCAUGUUCUCCAGAUGCUGGCCAGCUGCUCCAAGUUGAGGGCUGUGGCUCUGCGGCUGCUUACUGCACUGUGGCAAAAACAGGAUCGUGUGUAUCCAGACUUGCAGAAGCUAAUGGCACUGCUGGAGAAAUCCUCAGUUGUGGUGGGGAAGGAGGUUCAAUGGGAGCAGAUUCUGGCCAGAGCUGCAUGUGUGCGGGACAUCUGCAGAGAGAGGCCAUACCAGCAUGGAGGAGACAUGUUGGCAGCCAUCACAGACAUGCUGACUCAGUGCUUCCGGAAGGACCAGGCCACUCCAGCAGCACUGGCACUGCAGGGCCUCCAUGAGCUGUGCAGAGCUGAGGUGGUUGACUUAGGCUCCACAUGGAAGGCGCUUUCUCCAAAACUGAGCUGUGAGACAAGACCUCUGGUGUUGAAGGCUGUAGCUGAGCUUCUCUCACUGGUUCCCUCGCUGCACGUCAAAACAGAGCAAUAUGAGAAUUUUAAAAGCGAAGUGGUCAGUCUUCUGUGGAGCUACACUCUGAGUCAGGAUGCGGAGGUAGCUAGCGGUGGCUACAAAGCCUUGUCUGAAUUCCCAGAAUCCUGUCAUUCCAUCUUGCACCUUCCUGAGCCAGCCAGACCAGAAGUGAAGCAGCCAUGUGAUCAGGAUGAGGAGGAGAAGGAAAAUGAAGAAGACCUCACUGUUCCAGGCUCUUCAUACAUUAAGCUUGUUGGUCUCACACCACAGCCAGUUUUACCAGCACUCGAGACCUUCCUAACAGCUCUCAUAAGACAAGAGAUGAGCCAAAUGCCCCGUGGAGUGUACCAUUUAGCCCUGAGAGGUGUGAAUUUGCGCUCUGACCAAGGCAAAACAGUCGCUGGAGUUCCUGCCUUCAUGCUGAAGACGUAUGAAAAGAACAAGCAGCCAGGUCUGAAACCUGGUCUUGCAGCCGGUUUGCUGCUUUGUUACGACCUCCCUGUCCAGACUGACAGAGACGGACGACCAAUUACCCGCUUCAUGGUCAGCAGAGGGCGGGCCUUCCAGCAGAUGUUAACUACCCUCAUCCAUGAGGUGAACAUCCAGCCUUCAGAGUGGCACCGCUCCCUUCUCCUGCCUCAGGCAUGGCGUGGCUUCAUGAGCCGGGCAUACCACGCUGUCCUACAGGGGCGUAAGGCCGAGCUGGAGAUGCUGCAAAAGCAAGGGAAAGAGAGUCCAGAGGAGCUGCAGUAUAAACAGCACUGUGCCUGGCUCUGGGUCAGGGACCAGCUGACUGAUGUGGUGAAGGCUGCAGCCAAGGACAGUCCAGUAGUCCAAGGAAACUGCAUUCUUGCAUUAAGUGGUCUUGCUGUCGUCCUGAGCCGCCAUGAAAGCACCCUUCCUGCCCCGAGUGAUGGACAAGUCGAGGUUGGCCCAGAGAUCCUACCCAGUGCUCACUGGCUGUCUAUGGUAAUUGACACUCUCCUUAGCAUUGUGAGCAGCAGCAGCAGUCGGCCUAAAGGACAAGUUUUCCCCUGGUUUGUUCAUCGUUCAUACUCAGGCGAGAACACAGCCAGUUCCAUUGCUCGCUCCUGUGCUGCAUUGGGCCUCGCAAUGCAAGUUCCUGUCCUGGUCACCUCCCACAGGGAUGCAGUGCCCUCUAUACUGGACACUUUACAAGCAGGCCUGCCGGGCGUGCCCACUGCAGACGACUCUCAAGCUGUGCAAUUCCACAGUGGCUUGGCAUUAGGCAUGCUGCUGGCCUGGAUUAACGAGGAGAAAGUCAGUGACAUUGGUGGACAGACCAUGUGGGAACUACUGCUGAGCUCGUUGGAGCGUCUGGAAUCAUGCUGCUUCAACACCCAACUGGAAUAUAAUUCUGGCUGUGUCCUUGGUGUUGGGCUGCUCCUCAGCUCUCUCUGUAGCAGUAGUGAUGUUGAGCAGCGCACACGUGUCUCUGUCUCUCUGGACAGACUUCUUGAGAGCCUGCAGGACAGCGGGAGCAUGGGACGCAUGCAACAGGAGGUUCUGGCAUACUCUGUGGCAUGUGCUGGAGUGUCAUCAUUCAGCUGCGGUAUUAUUGAUGCCAGUAAAGCUGAGGAGGUGAUGAAUACUCUGCGAUCCAUGACUGAGGAGAGUCAGCAGACUCCAGGCUUGGCCCUGGCUCUUGGCCUUAUUGUGCAUGGGCUCUCGUCCUGUGGUCACGGUAAAGCAGAGGACCUCCACCCUCGUCUGCUGUCUGCAUGGACCAAAAUCCUCCUGGCAGAGGGUUGUCCAACUAUGCAGAGACUGGCAGCUCUGAAUGGAGUGAUCGCAUUGGUGGGAUCUGAGACUGCUUUUCUUCAGCUCAAGAGUGAAUCAGAGCAAUCCCCUCAGCAACAAAACCGACUAAAUGAGGUCAUAAGAUCUAUUACACAGAUUAUUUCUUUCUCAGGAACAAUAGGUCUGCAGUCUAAUGGAGCUUGUCUGGUGGCUCACCUGUAUUUGGCUCACAUGUCCAGCACCCACAGUAGAACUGCAGUGCCUCAAGACUUCAGCUAUCUUCCAGAAAAGAGUAUCCUCAGAGCAUCGGUGCUCUACAUUACUGAAGCUGGACGGAAAGGACCGAAGGCCGUUACCCCUGACCUGAUAAAAGUUGUACUGGCUCCACUGGCCACAGUGGGCACUAGCUUCCAAUAUCCACCUGUUAACUGGAGUGCCAUCCUCUCACCUCUAAUGAGACUCAACUUUGGUGAAGAAGUGCAGCAUUGCUGUUUAGAGCUGGCUGCCAGUCAGGCACAGACUUCCUCUAGUGCCUCGCUGUUCCUGGGUGUGUGGCUCGCACCUCCUCUGGUCCACAGCCUCAGUCAACACACCAGAGCACUUCUCUAUGAAUGCCUGUGUUUCUGGAUGAAGCACAUAGCGGAAGAUAAGCUGCAGGUGUAUGUGGAGAGUUUGGCCAUACAGCAGUUUAAUCCAGACAACCGAGCUCAGCAUCUUUCUCUCUGUCUCUCCAUCCUGCAUGGCCUUGCUAAGGCUAUGGCCCUGCCUAACCCUGCCCAGAACUGCUGGACUGUCCUGUGUUCCAUCACUGAGAAGAUUUUUCACCUUUUACCUGAUCACAUACAGGCUCAUGAGGUGAAUCUUUAUGAAGGGAUCUGUUCCUGUUUGUCAGAAAUGAGCGACACUGAGAUAGACAGGAUUCUCAAAGUCACUGAGGUCAAUGUGGAGAAGACCGCCUUUGUUCUGUCCUACUUAAGCUCAAAAGGCAGAAUUCCACUCCUGGGCCUCAAUGACAUCAUCAGCAUCAUACUACAGAAGGGAAAACCAGAGCAAAUCAGCUGGCUGCUAAUGCAGUGCUUCUACCAAUCACGUCUGGCCUCGAACCCUAACACAGGUGUGACCAAAAGAAUGGAAUGGCUUCUGGAGCUGAUGGGACACAUCAGGAAUGUGCUAUAUGGAGCACCCACUGUACAAUGUGCUAAUGCCAAAGUGGGCACCAGUUUCCUGCUGGAUGUUUUUGCAGCUGCUGUGGUGUCAUGGGCAGACCACUCCAUGCCUCUUCUCAUCGGCAUCCGAGCCCAGUGGUUUCCAUGGCAAAAGUCAUCCAAGCACCUGGACUUACCCCAUGACCUCUAUGUGAACACUGCAUCCACUGAGGAAUCGGUUAAACAGUGCGUGCUAGCAAUGUCAUACAGCCUAAAGCAUCUGUUAACCAAAGAGCCAUGGAAAACCCAGUCUCAGAAGUUCAUCGACUGGCUCUUCAGCCUAACAGAAGCUCCUGAGGAAUCUCUAUCACAGAUAGCAAGAGCGGCCUUACUAGCAUUGAAGUCUACCCCAGAGUUCAAGAAGAAAACAGUGUGGACCAGAGCAUAUGGCUGGUGAUCUUUCCAUGGAGUACUUUAUAAAAGUACAUCACACAAGACAUGCAUGCAAAGAGUCCGGUCGUACAGUUAGUUAGAUAGUACAGUAGAAGUGUCUACAUGUCUGUCGAUGGUGGAUUAAAAAACAAAGAUGUUAGUGAUCAAGAUUAAAACCUGAAGCAGUUAUGUUCCAUACAGUAAAUCGACAAAGCACUUCCUGUUUCGAAUGGACCUGCAAAAUGUUUUUGCAUGGUUUUGGUAAGACUCUGUUACAGCACUUUCAAUGUAUUACCUUAAUACACCAGUGCCAAACUGACACCGUUUAUACUGUUACUAUGAAAAUAUGUAGUAUUCAGAUUUUAUUAUCAUUCCGUUCCAUUUCAAGUACCACAUCGUAUGUUGCAUACUAUCUAUGCAUAUCCUUCCAGUCUUAAAUGCCAAAAAAUAUGUAAAUGAUGCUGAGUAUUCUGGAGUCGUGUCCUUUUCACUUGUCAUGUCCUUGGAGAAGUGGAAUAAAUUUCCUCUUCACUUAGCCCUGCUUUGUCUUCCUAUUCCAGCUGUCCAGAGCCUGACUCCUUUCUCUUAGUAAGAUUCGUACUGUUAAUCCAGAACCUUCCAAACACAAAGAGAAAGGCAUUUAUUUUGCAAUUUUAAUCAGUAGCCUUAUUAAUUAAUAUGUUAAUUGUAUAGCAGAGAGUUUCUCACCUGCUGCCAACACAGGAAGGUAAGCCAAUAGCAGGUAUGGGAAAGGUACACAGACAGAAUUUGUGCCUUGCGACUCGUAAUAUGGCAACACCUGUAAAAUACUGAUUCCUUUAAAAAAACAAACAAAAAAGGAUCAGAAAGUGGUGCAGAAUAAACUGAUACAGGAAAUUGACUUGUUAAACAGCUACCAAAUCUCUGAAAAGUAACUGAGUUUGCCUGAAUAUAAUAUAGGAGUGCACACAUUUCUCUUUUACGCUUUAGACAUUUUCGAAAUGUUAGUCAUUUGGCUGUGGUGCAGCUGGAAUGUUCUGUUAUCAACAUGUUUCCUGAAACCCACAUGCAUACACUUGCUGUCUCAGCCAACGCUCUCCCUCAGGCUUCUGCGCCGUAUGGUUUCCUGCUUGCUCAAAUAUCUGUUUCCUAACCAUGUGUAGCACUUAGCAGCUAUUUAAUUAAACAAUGGCCUGGUUUGUGUUUACACUGUCCACAUGGUCUCUAAUCAGGACUUUGCAAAUGUUUACUCUUAAGUAAGCAUAUCUUUAUCAUGAGAUGUUGCUCGGACCACAUUUUACAUGUCAGGCAUGACAUGGUGAAUUCUCCCCUUGAAAUUCCCACAUAUUGUCUAGUUAUUCACCUUAAAACAUAUUAACUUGUGCUGUCAGCCCGAUGACAUCUGUCAGCUCUCUGCUUGUCUUCCUAUGUGGAAUUAACUUGUGGGUGUUUACAUUUUCCACAGAUGCACAGACAUGACAUUUAUCAUUUGAAGUGAAUGUACAAAGCAAAAUAUAGUGACCUAUCUUGACUCCUUGCCACUGAAGGCUGAAAACUGACAGUAAGAACCUUAGGCAUGAUGUUCUGACAAACAGAUUACUGUAAAGCUUUCUUCUUAGUGAUAAGAGCUGUAUGAAUUAUGCAUUAUGACUUAUUGCUUCUAAUAUGAUCGAGAUACAUUUAAGGAAAUCUAAAAUUAUUUCAUUGCCUUGCUGCAGCCUACAUGACUGAAUGGUCCUUCUAGGUAACUCUGGUCAUCAAUAGAAAUAAACGAAUAAAGCAACCAACA